Molecule: messenger RNA, 567 nt
Organism: Necator americanus (New World hookworm)
Lineage: Eukaryota; Metazoa; Nematoda; Chromadorea; Rhabditida; Ancylostomatidae
Exons: 5
Coding region: 1-567 (188 amino acids)
Biological process (GO): G protein-coupled receptor signaling pathway
Cellular component (GO): membrane
Molecular function (GO): G protein-coupled receptor activity
Source: RefSeq, a predicted model, not a curated record
AUGUUUGCACAGUACGUGAUGAUAAUCUCGCACAACAUCAUCGAUGACCAUGUGAUCCGACAAAAUAUUUGUGUGCUAUGGCAGUCGAUUCCACUACUUGCUCUCUUUUUCUCUUCGAUUCUUCUCCUCAAUGUCGCUAUAGAUCGACUACUUUCCCUACGAACAUUCUACAAGCAGUUGGUAGAUGAAUACAAAAUCAAGUACGUAACUGCACAAACUUUGCCUGCCACAAUAUUUGCUGUUGGGAUGCUUAUCUGGGCAGCCGUUGAAGCAACUCCUAACGACACAAUGCUUAUUGCGUCCUUUGCAAACAUAUUCCGUAUUAAAGUGGAACAACUCUAUGUUCAUCUACUUGCUGGCCUCUUUGUGAACUUUGCAUGCGCUACAAAUUUCUUCGUUUAUUAUGCAGUGAGCAAUGAGUAUCGACAAGUUUUCGAUGAAUAUUUGUUCAUUCGACGUGUGAAGAAAGCAGUUGGAGUUACAGUAGUUUCGUCUAUAGCUACAAAAACAAUGGACCGCGCCUCAGAAUUUCAGUCAACUCGCUCAAAACCAACGCCUGUUGAUUAA